AUGGUGUGGUACACCAAUAGUCAAUUUUAUUUCGUCAUUAUACUGCAACAAAAUAUUUUUCUCUUGGUUCAGAAUCGAGUAAGCUUUAAAACUUGUUUAUUGGAAUGAAAAAUGUCUUUAUUACUGCAGUAAUUUGUUUGUUCAUUUUUAUUUAAUCAAUACUACAGUGGCAAGAAGGUCGAUUUGUCAAAAAAAAACUUAAGUCAAUUAUUCAAACCAAGCGACCCAAUGAGCUUAGAAAAUACAAACCAAGAAGAUAACGAAGAUCAAACCUGGGUAUUGGAUUCAUUGGUUGGCUUUCUUAAAAGUCCACUAUGGUCAACGUCUUUGAAUGAUUUUAUUGAUCGUCAUUCAAUCAUUUUUGAUCCAGAUGAAAUAGAAAAUGAUGAUGGAAAUGUUCAUCAUCAUACAGAAUAUUUGGAAAUUUUCUAUCAAUAUCGUAGAUUGGUUGAUCAAUUGAUUGGUUCACAUAUGCUUGAAUUAGGGAUCAAUGAACAACAAUUUGCUAAAGCAUGUCAAAUGGCUGAAGGAAUGUUAGCCACUAAAUUGAAAAGAAUUUUAUUCGAAGAACUUUGGGCAGCUGAAGAUUAUGAAGUUUUUGUCCGAUUAAUGGCUAAAAGAAAUGUUGAAUUACAAUUAGAAGCUUUGGAAGUUUUGGUUCGUAAAUAUGGACUUGUUUAUGAUGUUUUUGUUCCAGUAGGAACGUCGCCAAAAAAUUUCCUUAGUGAAGAUCACGUUCUCCGUGAAGCUAUUGUACGAUCAUUAAAUGAUAUGGCAUUGGAUAAUGAAAAUAAAGAAAUCAAAGAUAACAAAAAGUCUUCAUCACAUGGAAAAAUUAUCAAGAAAAAUGUUGAAGUAGAUAUUGAGACAAAAACAUCGAUUAGUGAUGAUACUCCAGAAGCCAAAAAUGAAGAAAAUGAAGAUGAUGACGUUGAAAAUGAAGUGAUGGAUGAAACAACGGAUAAAGAAACGGUGCAAAGAGAUGCAGUUAGAUUGGUGGAAGUUAAGCAGAAAUUUGAUCAAAAAAUGACCGAAGCACUACAAUCAGCUUUCAUGAAUGAUAAAACAAAAGAAUCGAUGGUUGAUAAUCGUGAUCAACCUUUGGAAACUGUGCAGGAAUCAAAUGAACCAACAAAAGAUUCUUCUAUAAUUAUCAAACGAAGGGAACCAAGUAUAAGCGCCGAAGACAUUCAUAAACGUGCGGAUUAUUUAAGAGCACAACGAGAUAAAAUAUUGAAACAACGGCAAAAAGAACGAACUGAACGCAUUUCAAAGUAUUUGAUCAAGGAAAAACAACAAAGACCAGUGACGGCUAGAAAAUCGCCAACAGAAAUGGAAGAAUCGAAUACAAAUCAAAAUGAUACCACUGAUGAUAUGUUGGCAUUUCGUAAAAGUUUGGCAGCAAGAUUGAAAGCCGAAGUUGUUCUUGGGUCGGGUACAGGUCCAGAAUCGAAAUGAAUGGCUGAAUAAAAUGAAAAUUUCCAAUACAUCCUUGGAUCAAUGUUGUCCAUUAUAAAUCGAGCACUAAUAUUAGAGUAGAUUUGUAGAUGCACAAAUAGAGAAAUUUGAGCAAAAAAUUAAUCGAUCCUUAUCAGAACCUUUCCGUCCAUAUUUGAAUAAUCAACUGUGGGAUUAUUAAACAUAUAAAACAGAACACUUUGAGAGUGAUUUUAAAUAAAAAUUUUGUUUUAAUAAAUCCAAGUUUCAAAAAAGA
This is a messenger RNA of Dermatophagoides farinae (American house dust mite), 1714 nucleotides long. RefSeq lists its product as uncharacterized. NCBI's taxonomy places the organism in Eukaryota, Metazoa, Arthropoda, Arachnida, Sarcoptiformes, Pyroglyphidae. The record is from RefSeq and is a predicted model, not a curated record. Gene Ontology annotation, cellular component: axoneme; ciliary base.